AUGGGGAAGAUCACUCAUGUGCAGAUUCAGUUAACUUUAAGUCUUCACAACGUCAACGCGGAGGCCGGACGAUCGUCGACCCAGCCAGCUCUGCGUCGUCGAGGUGAACGACGCCGCUUCCACCAACAGCGGCACUGCCGCCGCAAAUACUGGAGCCACCACCACUACGUCCACCAGCGCAGCCGUUGGAACACCUAG
Messenger RNA from Phytophthora nicotianae INRA-310, 198 nucleotides. RefSeq lists its product as hypothetical. Bases 1 to 198 code for a protein of 65 amino acids. NCBI's taxonomy places the organism in Eukaryota, Oomycota, Peronosporomycetes, Peronosporales, Peronosporaceae. The transcript is spliced from 2 exons. The record is from RefSeq and is a predicted model, not a curated record.